Messenger RNA from Truncatella angustata, 2144 nucleotides. RefSeq names its product chaperonin Cpn60/TCP-1 family. The transcript has 5 exons. NCBI's taxonomy places the organism in Eukaryota, Fungi, Ascomycota, Sordariomycetes, Amphisphaeriales, Sporocadaceae. Gene Ontology annotation, cellular component: chaperonin-containing T-complex. The record is from RefSeq and is a predicted model, not a curated record. Gene Ontology annotation, biological process: protein folding. Bases 161 to 1816 code for a protein of 551 amino acids. Gene Ontology annotation, molecular function: ATP binding; ATP-dependent protein folding chaperone; ATP hydrolysis activity.
CAAGCACAGGCAGACGGAGGGGCAGAAGUAAACAGCUGUGGAACACGAACAGAACACCACAUCUCGUGCAAGCUUUCCCUCAGUACUUUUGGCCUGCAGCUUCCUUUCCCAAGAUCGCACUCUCCAACGCCAGGCUCUUACGAGCAGGAACCCCUUCAAGAUGUCUCUGAAUCUUGACCUCAACAAUGCUCAUGUUAUGAAAGACGAGCAGGGGCGACCUUUCAUCGUAGUGAGAGAUCAAGGCAAGAAGAAGCGCCAGUACGGCAACGAAGCUGUCAAAUCGCACAUCCUCGCCGCCCGAACAGUCGCAAACCUCGUCAAGACAUCUCUGGGACCCCGAGGUCUCGAUAAGAUUCUCAUCUCCCCCGACGGCGACAUUACAGUCACCAACGAUGGCGCAACCAUCUUACAGCAAAUGGAGAUCUCAAAUCACGUAGCCAAGCUGCUGGUGGAGCUCUCAAAGUCGCAAGACGACGAGAUCGGUGACGGCACAACCGGUGUCGUCGUGCUGGCGGGCGCCCUGCUCGAGCAGGCUGCCGAGCUCAUCGACAAGGGCAUCCACCCCAUCCGCAUCGCAGACGGUUACGACCAGGCCUGUGACAUUGCCGUCGCCGAGCUCGACAACAUCGCAGACACCAUCGAAUUCAGCAAAACAAACACAGAGAACCUCAUCAAGGUCGCACGGACGAGUUUGGGAAGCAAGAUCGUCUCCAAGGCACACGACCAGUUCGCCCACAUGGCCGUCGACGCCGUCUUGUCAGUCGCCGACCUGGAACGGAAGGACGUCGACUUUGAGUUGAUCAAGGUCGAUGGCAAGGUCGGAGGCUCAUUGGAGGACUCCCUCCUGGUCAAGGGUGUCAUUGUCGACAAGGACUUCUCUCACCCGCAAAUGCCCUCCGAGGUCAGAGACGCCAAGAUCGCCAUCUUAACAUGUGCCUUCGAGCCCCCGAAGCCCAAGACCAAGCACAAGCUUGAAAUCACAUCAGUCGAGGAGUACAGGAAGCUGCAGAACUACGAGCGCGAGAAGUUUAUCGAGAUGAUCCAACAAAUCAAGGAUGCCGGCGCCAACCUCGCCAUCUGCCAAUGGGGUUUCGAUGACGAGGCAAACCACCUGCUCCUCCAGAACGAUCUGCCCGCCGUAAGAUGGGUCGGUGGUCCCGAGAUCGAGCUUAUUGCUAUUGCCACAAACGGAAGAAUCGUGCCUCGAUUCGAGGACCUGAGCCCCGAGAAGCUUGGUUCCGCCGGUAUUGUGCGAGAGAUGACUUUUGGCACCACGAGGGAGAAGAUGUUGGUCAUUGAGGAGUGUGCGAACACAAGGGCUGUCACUGCUUUCAUCAGAGGCAGCAACAAGAUGAUCAUCGACGAGGCCAAGAGGUCUCUGCACGACGCUCUCUGCGUGGUAAGAAACCUGGUGCGCGACAACCGUGUCGUCUACGGAGGUGGUGCUGCCGAGAUUGCUUGUUCGCUAGCAGUCGAGGACCAGGCUACCAAGACCCCUGGCCUGGAGCAGUACGCCAUGCGCGCAUUUGCCGAGGCCCUCGACGCCGUGCCCAUGGCCUUGGCAGAGAACAGUGGUCUCAACCCCAUUGCCGCCCUUGCUGAGGUCAAGUCGCAACAGGCCACGGCCGGCCCUGAAGUGCGAGGCAGGCUGGGUGUGGACUGCAUGAACAAGGGAAGCAACGACAUGAAGCAGGCGUUCGUUAUCGAUCCCCUCAUCGGAAAGAGGCAACAGCUCAUGUUGGCAACACAACUGUGCCGCAUGGUGCUGAAGAUCAACAACGUGAUCAUCAGUGGCUCCGGCGAUGAUGACUACUAGACAUGAUAAUUAUCCACAAAGGACUCGGGGCUACACAAAAUAGGCAUAUCCAUGAUGUGCUCAUGAAUGAGAUAGAUAGACUAAUGUACAGUCACGAAGCCAAAUGACAAGACUUGAUCAUGACCAUUUUAUGGGCUAAAUACAACCCACGGACUUGUGUAAAACUAACCGUGUGAACCGUGGCGGCGAUACAUGAGGACCUGCUGUGGUUCCCCAUGAUGGCACUCGAACCUCGACAUCAAUCAUGCAAGAGGCUACAGUGGCGCGGAAACGGUAGUGCCAGCAUAGAUAUAGAUUAACCUUUUGGGAGUGUUUCUCCUCUAAUCUG